AUGGAUGAAGUUACAACAAAACAAACUAAAGGUAGAAGAAAGUAUAUUUGUACAUAUGAUGGUUGUGGUAGAAGCUUCAGUAGACCAUGUCUAUUACAACAACAUCGUUCUUCCCAUACCAAUGAGAGACCGUAUAUAUGUGAUGAACCUGGGUGUGGGAAACGAUUCAUCAGACCAUGUCAUUUAGCUGUCCAUAAAUGGACCCAUUUACAAGUGAAACCACGACAAUGUAAUUUAUGUGAUAAAGGGUUUAUUACUAAUCAGCAAUUAAAGAGACAUUUAGCAUCACAUGCUAAGAAGGCUAAGAAGUUACAAGAGAAAGAGCUAUUACAACAAGAAAGAUUAAAACUAAAAGAAGAAAAGAAAUCGAAACUGGAACAGAACCCUCAAGAAGAAGAAGAAGAAAAAGAAGAAGAAGAAGAAGAUGAAGAAGAAAUUACAAUUCGUCAUGUAGUUGAAACUGAAGAAGGUAUUGUUAAAGUACAAUGUCCAUAUGAUGAUUGUGAAGUUGAAUAUAGUCCCGGAGAAGAUUUAAUCAAUCAUAUGUUAGAGUAUCAUUUAGUGAAUAAAUUAAAACAAGGACCUGAAAGUGAUGAACAAAUUUGGAAAUAUGCCAAGGAUGAUUAUGCGACGUUACAUAUUCAUGAUCAACCUCAUUCUCAUGAUAAACUUCGUGAUAUCUCUUCAUCUGGUUCAUCGAUGACAGCCAUGUUACCAUCACCACAAAGUGAGAGAACCAAUAGUAUUAGUGAGUCUACAACGACUAUGGUUGAUGUAAUGGAUCAAUUAGAUUUGAAUAAGAUUAUUAAUGAAGAUAGUUCUCCUGAUGAUACUGCUGUAGAUUGGAGAAAUCAUUGUUGUAAAGAGCCUGAUUGUAUAUAUACCGAACCUUUUAUCUCUGUUAUUGAUUUAUUAGAACAUUAUGAUCAAGAUCAUUCUUUCAUUCCUACAUCCCUAGUGAAAUAUGGAUAUUUGUAUAUAUAUGGUAUUCAUACAUAG
Molecule: messenger RNA, 999 nt
Organism: Maudiozyma barnettii
Lineage: Eukaryota; Fungi; Ascomycota; Saccharomycetes; Saccharomycetales; Saccharomycetaceae
Gene: FZF1
Product: Fzf1p
Exons: 1
Coding region: 1-999 (332 amino acids)
Biological process (GO): regulation of transcription by RNA polymerase II
Cellular component (GO): nucleus
Source: RefSeq, a predicted model, not a curated record